Messenger RNA from Leptonychotes weddellii (Weddell seal), 2359 nucleotides. Lineage: Eukaryota; Metazoa; Chordata; Mammalia; Carnivora; Phocidae. The record is from RefSeq and is a predicted model, not a curated record.
CGGCUAGGAGAGUCACGUGAGGGUGGGCGGUGGAGGUGGAGUAUUCUCUCCGCUGGUUUUUCAUCUCUAUGAUUAUCAGAGGCGGGCGGCGUUGACCCGAGAGAAUUGGCAGCUCUAGUGUGGACAGAAUGUUUCGUCUUAACUCCCUUUCUGCACUGGCAGAACUGGCUGUGGGCUCUCGAUGUUACCAUGGAGGAUCACAGCCCACCCAGAUGAGGCGACGACUAAUGAUGGUGGCUUUCCUGGGAGCAUCUGCAGUAACUGCAAGUACCGGUCUCCUGUGGAAGAGGGCCCUUGCAGAAUCUCCACCAUCUGUAAACAACCUCAAGAGUGAACUUGGUGAUAAAGGGAAGAAUAAAGAUGAAGGGGAAGUUUGUAACGAUCAAAAAAAGGCUGCAGGUGUUUGUUUUGAGCCUCACCCAGAAGAGAAAAAGAAGAAACGUUCUGGAUUCAGAGACAGAAAAGUGAUGGAAUAUGAGAAUAGGAUUCGAGCAUAUUCUACACCAGACAAAAUCUUCCGAUAUUUUGCCACCUUGAAAGUAAUCAAUGAACCUGGUGAAUCUGAAGUGUUUAUGACUCCACAAGAUUUUGUGCGAUCUAUAACACCCAAUGAAAAACAACCAGAACACUUGGGUCUAGAUCAGUAUACAAUAAAACGCUUUGAUGGAAAGGAUUUCUGGCAGACAGAGAAAAUUGCCCAGGAACGAGAAAAAUUUGCUGACGAAGGCAGUAUAUUUUACACCCUUGGAGAAUGUGGACUCAUAUCCUUUUCAGACUACAUUUUCCUUACAACUGUUCUUUCUACUCCUCAGAGAAAUUUUGAAAUCGCCUUCAAGAUGUUUGACUUGAAUGGAGAUGGAGAAGUAGACAUGGAGGAGUUUGAACAGGUUCAGAGCAUCAUUCGCUCCCAAACCAGUAUGGGUAUGCGUCACAGAGAUCGUCCUACUACUGGUAACACCCUCAAGUCUGGCUUGUGUUCGGCCCUCACAACUUACUUCUUUGGAGCUGAUCUUAAGGGGAAGCUGACAAUCAAAAACUUCCUUGAAUUUCAGCGUAAACUUCAGCAUGAUGUUCUGAAACUAGAGGUAGGUAUUCCUUGGACUUCAGGGGAACAGGGCACUGCCCGUCACAUAAGUUCCUGCCUUAUCUUGCUGUCUCUCUUCUUUCAGGGUCUGACGUUUCAGGAAGUGGAGAACUUCUUUACUUUCCUAAAGAAUAUUAAUGAUGUGGACACUGCAUUAAGCUUUUACCAUAUGGCCGGGGCAUCUCUUGAUAAAGUGACCAUGCAGCAGGUGGCCAGGACCGUGGCCAAAGUGGAACUCUCGGACCACGUGUGUGAUGUGGUAUUUGCGCUCUUCGACUGUGAUGGCAAUGGGGAGCUGAGCAAUAAGGAGUUUGUUUCCAUCAUGAAGCAGCGGCUGAUGAGAGGCCUCGAGAAGCCCAAAGACAUGGGUUUCACCCGCCUCAUGCAGGCCAUGUGGAAAUGUGCACAGGAAACUGCCUGGGACUUCGCUUUGCCUAAACAGUAACCCAGAACUGCAAGAGGGAACUCCUCCUCCACCCGAAGCACCCUGACCCCUCGAGCAGAGCCUUGGCACAACCCUUCCGGCUGCUGCUUCUGAAAGUAGUGCUCCCUUCCUUUUGGGAAUGAUCUCAGGAUUCACCCAGUUUCCCCUCUCCGCCCUUCCCCUGGCUCAGCAUUUCUGUGAGGCUCUGCUUCUGCCCAGUGAUCAUCCCCAUAGGUUCUCAGAAACAUGAACGAGUCCUAAGAGGUCAGACUUCUGGCACCUUCAUCAGCUCUAUGCUACUUCAAGCAACCCUAUGGAUAAAGAAUGCAGGGAACCAUCCACAUGCCUGCCCACCCCGGGAAACACCCAGUUCUCGAGUCAUUUUGGCUGUGGACUUACAUUAAGAACAUUCCUUGCUUUUCCUCCCACUGGUGUUUUUAAGCCACAAGUUGGGAAGACGUCUCAAAGGCAGAAGGAAGGCUGUGAUGAAUGGUCAUGAGGAAGAGCCGGGCAGCCUGAGCUGGCGGGAAGCCUGGGCCAGAGAACGGAUCCAUGUCGGUCCCCAGGGUGGCUCUGAGGCCUGCCCUGGGAAGGUGAUGUGCACGGCGGGGGUGGAGCAAGAUUUGGAAUUUCGAGCACCUGGUUCCCGGCUCCCUCAGAGGACUCCGCCGCGACUCGGUGCCUAAUGGGCAGCAGUGAUUGAGUCCCGCGUUCCCUGCAAGGGCCAUUUCCCUCCAGGAGUGCGUCUCUGAAGCGGAGGCCUGGCUCACAGCCUGUCUGCCCUCUGUCUUAAACACUUGUAAAAUAUCACUUUAAUUAUAACAGUUUGCAAUAAAUUCUCCCCCACCCCA